Messenger RNA from Nothobranchius furzeri (turquoise killifish), 2144 nucleotides. Its product is annotated as ras-related protein Rab-6A. Gene Ontology annotation, biological process: vesicle-mediated transport. The record is from RefSeq and is a predicted model, not a curated record. NCBI's taxonomy places the organism in Eukaryota, Metazoa, Chordata, Actinopteri, Cyprinodontiformes, Nothobranchiidae. Gene Ontology annotation, molecular function: GTPase activity; GTP binding.
CAAAUACGGCGCGAAGAAGAAGUGGCCCGGUGUAGUUCGCUGAUCUGCUGGACUGAGGCUAACUUGGUAGUAGUAGUCACAGAGUUGUAAAAUAGUAUAUUAACGCUAAGAGGGGUGGUUACAGAACAGCACACAUCAACAAGUGGACAGGUUUAAAGGCUGGCACACGAAUUCCGGACCUUUAAAUAGUGAGAACAGCUGCUUAGCUAUCAUUUAGCAGGCUAGCUGGAGAGUUUCUGAAGAGGAUUGUCGGGUUCGUUUGAUCCAGUCAUGUCUACGGCCGGAGACUUCGGAAACCCUUUAAGAAAAUUUAAACUGGUCUUUCUUGGGGAACAGAGUGUGGGAAAGACUUCAUUGAUCACCCGGUUUAUGUAUGACAGCUUUGAUAACACAUAUCAGGCAACAAUAGGGAUAGAUUUCCUUUCAAAGACCAUGUACCUCGAAGACAGAACAAUUCGGUUGCAGCUGUGGGACACGGCGGGGCAGGAGCGAUUUCGCAGCCUGAUCCCAAGUUACAUCAGAGACUCGGCUGCUGCUGUCGUAGUUUACGACAUCACAAAUGUCAACUCUUUCCAGCAAACUACAAAGUGGAUCGAUGAUGUGAGAACGGAGAGAGGAAGUGAUGUCAUUAUUAUGUUGGUGGGAAACAAGACAGAUCUUGCAGACAAAAGACAGAUAACCACAGAGGAAGGAGAACAGAGAGCAAAAGAGAUGAAUGUUCUGUUUGUUGAGACCAGUGCAAAGACAGGCUACAAUGUCAAACAGCUGUUUCGCCGUGUGGCAGCUGCCCUUCCUGGGAUGGACACCACACAGGACAAGAGCAGAGAGGACAUGAUCGACAUCAAGUUGGAGAAACCGCUCGAGCAGUCCGCCAGCGAAGGAGGCUGUUCCUGCUAAUGGACUCAUCUUAGUUUGGGGCUUUUUCUGAGACCCGGUCCGUUUCUCUGUAUAUACCCUCCACUACACCUGCCUCAGUUCCCCAGCCUAACAACACUACAGCCGUCUCAUCGGGAUGCUCUGAAAGCCACAUAUCACUACAAUUUGACAUUUGCACUGUAACAAAACCAUACUCACACCUGCCACCUCUGUUCACCUCAGGUGAAGAUAGUUGCUCUGUGUUAUUUGGUCUUGAAAAUCUUUGCCUCCUUUUUUACCCAAGCAGUUAAAUACUAAAAAUUUCUGCAUUGUGCUUUUUUCUUUUAUUAUGGCAAAAAACACAAAUAUUCCUUUAAGUUUAAUUAGCAGAGUGGGUGUUAUAGAAUUUGUCAACUAACAUCAUUUUAACUAAUUCCAGUUGAAACAGACUGACAAGAAUUAUUUUAUUUUAACUUCUGAAAUAAAUAAAAAUAAUAAUAAUCUGAGGCUCAUUUAAGUUAAUCAACAUGUUCCGAAUAGAGACGUACAGCAGUACUGAGAUGCUUUUUAUUAAAAUGGGCUAGUGGACACUGAAUCUACUACACACCUGAGUGUGUGGCCAUACUACAAACUGUCCUGCACAUCCUCUGAAAUGUUUCUUUAAAACUAGUUUUUGUUGCUUUUUACACCUUUUUUAUUUAGUUUUCUGUUCUUAAUUGGAGCAUUGUGCUGAUAUUUCCCCCUAAAGAGUACAGCUACAGUACCAGACUACAGCUUCUUUUUUUUUACUGCUGGUGUCUAAGGAUCAUCUCUUCUAACCCGCCAUGAACAUCACUGAUGAGAAGUAAACCCGCAGAGGGCUUCCUUGUCUUUACUUUUCAAACCAUUUAUGAAAACAAACUUUCUGAGCUUUGUUUUAUUCUGCUUGUUUUUACUUGUUGAUCUUUUGUCAGUGAUAAGUCAGCACACAUAUUUAAUCCACAAUGACUUGAAGUAUUUAUUUCUAUUGAAUUCAUGCAUCUUUUUUAUGGCUGUUAAUAUUGCCUCUUCAUGGUAAUGAUUUCCAAAUCUACUAAGAUAUGCAUUCACCUUCUGGACACCUUUUACGUCGUCGGUGAGGGUCUGCCGUUUGUCACUUUGAAGUGGGAGUUCGAUCACGUUGAUGGUAUUGUGCAAUUUUUCUGUGUGAACUUAUGGAGGAGAGUCCAAUACGUAUAGCAUAGUAGUCCUAACGUUUCUGUCUGGAAUGGUUUUAAUUGAAAGAAUAAAUAGAUAUACUCUUGUUUCCA